This is a messenger RNA of Schistocerca gregaria, 1281 nucleotides long. RefSeq lists its product as uncharacterized. The coding region runs from base 1 to 1281 and encodes 426 amino acids. The transcript has 7 exons. The record is from RefSeq and is a predicted model, not a curated record. NCBI's taxonomy places the organism in Eukaryota, Metazoa, Arthropoda, Insecta, Orthoptera, Acrididae.
AUGCUGGGUUGUGUUGCAGGCCGGCGCGCGAGGACCCCGCCGCCCUGCGCGCCUUCGCCCUGCGCACCUGCGCCCCGCGCACCUGCGCCCUGCGCACCUGCGCCCUGUGCACCUGCACCCUCCUCGGCGCCGCCCUGUUCGCCGGACCCCUACGCCAACAUACGGCGGCCAAAGCGCUUCUUCUCGCCAAUACGAGGCCGACGUGCGGCGACCCCACCGCCCUGCGCGCCUUCGCCCUGCGCACCUGCGCCCCCUUCUUCUCCGCCGCCCUGUUCGCCGGACCCCUACGCCAACAUACGGCGGCCAAAGCGCUACUUCUCGCCACUAGCAGCUCUGGCAAAGUCAGUAAGCUUGGAAUACGACGAAGACCCAUUCUACGGGAGCAACUACAGUGGGCGUGAAGUCGAGGCCUGUUGCUGCUCACCACCGCCCCCAUCUCCGGAGCCCUGCCCAGCCUCCCCGGGACGCCACCGCGGCAGCGUUCCCAAGGGCUUCUACACACUGACGGGUGAUAUCUCACCAAAGUCGACGCCGCGGCGCACCUCGCCGUGCCCGGCCGCCGCCCCCUGUCCGGCCCAGUCUUCGUACGAGGUGGAGCGCAGAUCAGGCGGCGUCGCGCGCCGCACCUUCAGCCGCGACUGCCCCGCCAGCGCCUCCAGCGACGGCCAGUCGCCCGUCUCCGCUAGCGCCACCGCCUCCUUCACCCUCACCACCCGCCAGCCCGAGGAAUUCAUCGACAUGCCGCUCCAGGACCCACUGGGCCCAUGGGUAGACCCGGGCCCCAUGUGGCCCCAUGCAACCCCCGGCCAGGAUGACUCCAUCGACUGCAGCUGCGAGAUCUCUGGGGAUGACCCCUUCACCUUCCUCGACCGUGGCCAGGGCCGCUUCAACACCUUCCCUCCAAGUGACUCCUGCUGCUGUGAUGAAGGACCACCUGCCCUGCAGUACGAGAGUGUGCCCUGCCCGGCCAACACCACAUACGAAAGAGUGCCAUGCCCGGCCAACACCACGUACGAGGUGUCACCCACUGUCGUCUGCACAGACUCGCGCAGCCGGUCAGGCAGCCCCUGCCCCUGCCCGGACAACGAGGAAUACAUCGAUAUGCCGCUCCAGGAUCCGCUGGGCUCGUGGGUGGAAACGGGCCCCAUGUGGGAAGCCAUGGUCGGCGGCCAGGACGACGCCGUGGUCUGCAGGUGCUCCUCCGGAGAAGACCCCUUUGCCUUCCUCGACGAACCUGUGCCCAGCUUCAGCUAUCCCCCGAUUCACCCUUCACGCCGCUGA